GGCCGGCGGCUGGCGCUGCGCUCGCUCCCGGGCCUCGCCGCCUGGCCUGGCCGCUCCUCGCGGGCGUCCCGACCCCGCUCCCGGCGAUGGUGCUGCCCGAGCGCGCGUCUGUCCCCCGCCGCCGCUGACCCCGGCCCCCACCCCCCCGCCCCAUGGCCGCCUCGGCGCCGCCCCCACCGGACAAGCUGGAGGGAGGUGGCGGCCCCGCACCGCCCCCUGCGCCGCCCGGCACCGGGAGGAAGCAGGGCAAGGCCGGUCUGCAGAUGAAGAGCCCGGAGAAGAAGCGGAGGAAGUCCAGUACGCAGGGCCCUGCAUACUCACAUCUGACGGAGUUCGCGCCGCCCCCGACUCCCAUGGUGGACCACCUGGUUGCAUCCAACCCUUUUGAGGAUGACUUUGGAGCCCCUAAGGUGGGGGGUGCGGCCCCUCCAUUCCUGGGCAGUCCUGUCCCCUUUGGAGGCUUCCGUGUACAGGGGGGCAUGGCAGGCCAGGUACCCCCAGGCUAUGGCACUGGGGGUGGAGGGGGCCCCCAGCCUCUUCGUCGACAGCCCCCCCCUUUUCCUCCCAACCCUAUGGGCCCUGCUUUCAACAUGCCGCCCCAGGGCCCUGGCUACCCACCCCCAGGCAACAUGAACUUUCCUAGCCAGCCCUUCAACCAGCCUCUGGGUCAGAACUUCAGCCCUCCUGGUGGGCAGAUGAUGCCAGGCCCAGUGGGGGGAUUUGGGCCCAUGAUCUCACCUACCAUGGGUCAACCUCCCAGAGGAGAGCUGGGCCCCCCUUCUCUUCCCCAACGCUUUACCCAGCCAGGAGCACCUUUUGGCCCUUCUCCUCUCCAGAGAUCUGGUCCGGGGCUCCCCAGCCUGCCCCCCAACACCAGUCCCUUCCCUGGCCCAGACCCUGGCUUUCCUGGCCCCGGUGGUGAGGAUGGGGGAAAGCCCUUGAAUCCACCUGCUCCCACUGCCUUUCCCCAGGAGCCUCACUCAGGCUCCCCAGCUGCUGCUGUGAAUGGGAAUCAGCCCAGUUUUCCCCCAGAUAGCAGUGGGCGGGGUGGGGGCCCCCCAGAUGCCAACAGUCUGGCACCCCCCAGCAAGGUGGGUGGGGGCUCGGGGCCUCAGCCUCCCCCGGGCCUGGUGUAUCCGUGCGGCGCCUGUCGCAGCGAGGUGAACGAUGACCAGGACGCCAUCCUGUGUGAGGCUUCCUGCCAGAAGUGGUUCCACCGGGAGUGCACCGGCAUGACGGAGAGCGCCUACGGGCUGCUGACCACCGAGGCCUCUGCCGUCUGGGCCUGCGAUCUCUGCCUCAAGACCAAGGAGAUCCAGUCUGUGUACAUCCGCGAGGGUGUGGGGCAGCUGGUGGCUGCUAACGAUGGGUGACGCCAGCCAGGGGCGUGGUCUCCAAGUCUGGCUCUCGGUCCUCGUUUCCACUGGCUUCCCGUCCCUGUGGGGCAGAAGCACAGUGGCUCCUGGGGCCACAGAAGGAACAGGUGGGCAGGCAGAGGUGCCUGGAUCACUCACCCUUCUGGAAACGACACGGACACGUUGAGAUCCGCAGAGAUCCGGGGAACCAAAGCCCGUCUGAGUAUCGUGGUGGCUCCAGUCCUGAAGGCCGAGGGGUGUGGCUGUGAGGGAAAAGAGGCUUAAGGAGGAUCUGGAGGGCAGGGGCCUCCCCCAUGCAGGCCCCGAAUGCCGGCCAGCCACACCCCCCUCCCGGUGGCCUUGGUGUUUGGAGUGACCUCUUAAAGGGUUCUGGCUAGAGGAGUGGGUUCCCAGCCCUGCAGUAACCUCUUUGUGGGCCUUAGGAGACAGCUGUAGGGAAUAGAUGGGGAAUUUCCCCUUUUCUCACCCUCCCCUUGCUUCCUCCCAAGACCUACCUAAGUCCUACCCCCAUCAGAGAACCAAAUAGCUUGAGUAAGCAGGAGAGCUGUUGGCUGGGGCGGUUUCUUGGUGAUUUGGGGCUUCAAGACUGGGUAAGAGACACUGUCCGAACAUGUGUGUCCCUCAUACCAAAGCCACUGGCCCUUUCUCAGCCUCUCUUGGGCUUUUCUCCCAAUGACCACAUUUUUGCCAAAAAUUGGGCUUUGCGGUCUAACGGAUCGGGAUAUUUGAAGUUUAGACUGCCCUGGACCAGGGACCCUGCUCGCCUGGCCCUCCCCGCCUCGUCAGUUUGUUCCGUGGUCCUGGCAGCGCGGCCAUGGCGCUGGUCUCGCGCUUUUGGCGUCUGUAUUCCUCCGCCUCCCUGGCUCGAAGGAAAGCUUGGACGGGCACAGACCGCGUAUACCUCAUCUGAUAGAAGGAUCUCUGUCCCCGCGUGGGUAAGGGAGGUGGCGGGCCGGUCACUGCGGUGGUCCUGAGAUGCACUCCAGAGACUGGUGUUUUGCUUCUCUUUCCCUGCCUUUCUGUGUAUCUGCUGGGCCCGGGGGCUCUGGCAGUAUCCCUUCGUUCCCAGAGGCCGGCACUGGGCUCUGUUUGUUCCUAUUUUACUUUUUAUGCACCGCCUACCAGAGCUGGCCCUGCGCCCACGGAGGAGCCCCGCGCCGCGGUUCCCUGCGGUUCGAGCGCACGUUCCUCGGUGGGGUGGGGAAGGCAGGCACGGGUGUGGCCCGGAGAGGCGCCCCGGGUCCCCUCGGAAGACUUAGCGAGCAUACUGCAGAACGCAUUUGCCUGCCCAGGUGGGCAGCAGCGUCGAGGCGGUGGAAAAGAGGGGAGGGGGUUCUGGGCUUCUCUCUUUCAGUGUCUGUCCCCCCCCCCCUUUGUGUUGUGUUUGUGGUUCUGUUGCGCUCCUUCAUCUGUUGCUAUUUUUGUGAUGUCCUCCUCCCCUGCCUCCCAUCUCUGCCUUUUGUAAGUGGCUUCUGGGGGACGGGGUCUGCUCAAUUCUCUCCCUUCCCAGUACUUUUUGGAAGGAAGGGGGGGUGGCAGAGAUGUGGUGAUGGGUUUUUUUUGUACCGUUGGGUUAAUAAAAAGACUUGAAAACUCA
This is a messenger RNA of Neogale vison (American mink), 2973 nucleotides long. It is a transcript of the gene PYGO2, whose product is annotated as pygopus family PHD finger 2. The transcript has 3 exons. Gene Ontology annotation, biological process: kidney development; spermatid nucleus differentiation. The record is from RefSeq and is a predicted model, not a curated record. Bases 153 to 1373 code for a protein of 406 amino acids. Lineage: Eukaryota; Metazoa; Chordata; Mammalia; Carnivora; Mustelidae.